CAUCUCAUUCAUUCAUUCGACACCACCACCACACAUAGCCAACCGCAUCAACGACAACACCCACCGCAUCCAUCAACUGGCAAAAGAGUCCUUCAACAGCCCAAAGCCAUCAUCACCCACCAUCAUUGCACCAAUCUACGACCAACCAAAAAUGUCAUCCCCAGCAGAAUCCCGCAUCCAAUCCCAAAAACUCCGCUACUGCCGCUACAUCGACACCCAACAAUUCCCCCUCCUAACCUCCCUCAUCCUCCCUUCUUGUACCUUCAAUUUCAUCGACUAUUUCUCCUCCUCGCCCAUCGUCGAACCGUCCGCCGCAGGGCCCGUCACCUUGGCUUUCGACUCCCUGGCGUCUUGGACCGCAUACUUCUCCGACAAAUUCAAAGCCCUACAGACGAUGCAUCUGGUUUCGGGGGCGGGAGAGUUCACCAGCAUCAGUGAGGAUGAAUACGAGGUUAUCUUUGCAGUCAUUUAUCAUGCGGCGCCAAAGGAGGGUGAGACAGGGUGGCAAGGGGCCGGGGGUGGACAUUAUCAUGAGCGGUGGGUUAAGGGGAAGGAUGGAGAGGGGAAAGAGGAUUGGUUUUUGAAGAGUGUGAGGUUCGAAAGGUUGUAUUGGAAGUACACUGAGUGAGAGAGGUUGGAAGGUUUGGCGGAUGUUCGAAGUCGGAGGAAUGGCUG
Molecule: messenger RNA, 675 nt
Organism: Neurospora hispaniola
Lineage: Eukaryota; Fungi; Ascomycota; Sordariomycetes; Sordariales; Sordariaceae
Exons: 1
Coding region: 152-628 (158 amino acids)
Source: RefSeq, a predicted model, not a curated record